UAUAUCUCGAAUUACUAUAAUAGGUUCUACAACAACUACUCGUCGUUCGUGCACGGCGGGCUGGACGCGCCCAACCGCGAGACGCUGCCGGUGGUGGGCCAGAAGCAGAUCCACAACCGCAUCCAGCAGCUCAACUUCCGCGACUGCCAUGCCAAGAUCAGCCAGGUGGACGCGCAGGCCACGCUGGGCAACGGCGUGGUGGUGCAGGUGACGGGCGAGCUGUCCAACGGCGGCGCGCCCAUGCGCCGCUUCACGCAGACCUUCGUGCUGGCCGCGCAGUCGCCCAAGAAGUACUACGUGCACAACGACAUCUUCCGCUACCAGGACAUAGUGUUCUCGGACGAGGAGGGCUCGGGCUCGGGGCGGUCGGAGGGCGAGGAGGAGGAGGCGGCGGGCGCGGGCUACUUCCCGCCGCCGCCGCUGCCCGCCGCCUUCCCCGCCGCCUUCCCCGCGCCGCCCGCGCCGCCCCGCGCGCCGCGCCUCGAGCCCGCGCCCGCGCCCGCCGCCGCGCCGGCGCCCGCCCCCGCGCCGCAGACCGCGCCCGCGCCGCCGCAAGCCGCGCAGGCCGCGCCGCACGUGAACGGGCUGGCGCCGCACGACGACGCCGCGCGCCACUCGCUGACCGUCGCGCUGCAGGAGAUGGCGGUCAACAUGGACAUCAGCAGCGCCGAGCGCGAGCCGGAGCCGGAGCCCGAGCCCGUGCCUGAGCCCGAGCCGGCGCGCGAGCCCACGCCGCCGCCGCAGCCCGCCACCCCGGCGGCGCCUCCGGAGCCGAAGACGUACGCCAACCUGCUGAAGUCGGGCUCGCACGCCACGCGCGUGUCCCCGCCCGCCGCCGCGCCGCACGCCCCGCCGCACGCCCCGCCCGCGCACGCCCCGCCCGCGCCGCACGCCCCGCACGCGCCCGCGCCGCCGCAGGACCAGCGCCCGCGCCCGCCGCGCUCGCACCAGCCCGCAGCGGAGGGCAGCCGGCGGUACUCGGACUCGCAGCAGCUGUUCCUGGGCAACCUGCCGCACUCCGCCACCGAGGACGAGCUGCGCGCGCUCUUCGCGCGCUUCGGGCCCGUCGCCGAGCUGCGCGUGCACAGCAAGCCUGCGGCGCCGGGGGCCCCGCGCCACCCCAACUACGGGUUCAUCACGUACGAGAGCGAGCAGGCGGCGCACGACUGCCUCAACGCCGCUCCGCUGUACUUCCCGGCGGACAGCGCGGAGGGCGUGAAGCUGAACGUGGAGGAGAAGAAGACGCGCGGCCGCGAGCCGCCGCGCCGCCGCCCGCUGUCCUCGCACCGCGCCGCCUUCCCGCGCCCCGCCUACCGCCGCUAG
Molecule: messenger RNA, 1323 nt
Organism: Ostrinia furnacalis (Asian corn borer)
Lineage: Eukaryota; Metazoa; Arthropoda; Insecta; Lepidoptera; Crambidae
Gene: rin
Product: ras GTPase-activating protein-binding protein 2
Exons: 10
Cellular component (GO): cytosol; ribonucleoprotein complex
Molecular function (GO): mRNA binding
Source: RefSeq, a predicted model, not a curated record